GUUUUCAGUUGUAAAUGAACCUAGAAUGGAUACUGUACAAAUGUAAUAUAUAUACUGUGUAGCCUAUAUGUACAGGUGUGUGUGUGUGUGUGUGUGUGUAUCUUAUCACCAUUAAUUAUGUCACUUCAAUCCCUUAUGAACAGGGAAGGAAGAUUUGUCUUGGUACAGAGUUGGAAGACAAGUUGAAGAAUCUCCUUAAGAGGAUGGAAAAGAUGGGGCUAGGUCCCACCUUCUUGGAAUUCCAGGAUAUAGUACAUGACUAUCUCAUUGCCAAUGAAAUAAGCACUCCAUUCAAAGACAACCGACCUGGACGUGAUUGGGUUAACAGCUUCCUGCUCAGACAUAAUAUGACAUUAAAAAAAGGAGGACAAAUGCAGUUGGCCCGCAAGAGUGUUACUUCAGAUCCAUUUGUUAUUUAUGGAUUUUACGACAUGCUUGAGAAGGAAAUGGAUCGUCUCAAUAUCAAAGAUCGUCCAGUGUAUUUAUAACUUGGAUGAAACGGGUUUCCCAAUGGACCCAUCAAAGUCCAAGACAAUUGGGUCAAAGGGAGAAAAAACAGUGAGGCUCACACAUGGCGCUAACAGAGAGAACAUUACCGUCCUCGCAACAUGCUGUGCAGAUGGUACAUGUCUUGAUCCCCUUGUAGUUUUCAAGGGCAAGAAAAUGCAGUCAACUUGGAUAGAAGAGGAAGCACUCCCAGGCACACAGUAUGCUGUUACUGAAUCUGGAUGGAUGACAAGUGCUGUGUUUGAGGACUAUUUUAAGACAUUAGCAAAAAAGACUGCUAACACCCGUCCAUUACUGGUAAUCCUCGAUGGACAUAUAAGCCACACUUCACUGACCACUGUGGAGGUGGCAAUCCAGGAGAAUAUCUCAUUAAUCAAACUACCUCCACAUUGUACCGACUUGCUUCAGCCUUUAGACGUUGCCUGUUUCGCACCAAUGAAAUCAAACUAUGAUGCAAAGCUUACACAAUAUGUGCAGACAUCUGGCGCACGAGAACCGCUUAGAAAAUCAGGAUUUGUUAACAUGCUAUGUAGCAUCUGGAGGCAAAGUCUUUCAGAAAAUAACAUAAAAGCUGGCUUCAAGGCAACUGGCUUAAUGCCCAUUGAUAAGACAAAGUAUAACAAUGAGAGGCUAGAUCCUAUCAAAUUGGCAACAUACAACUCAUGGGUAAGCAAAGGGAUGCCAACUAAUGAGAAUAAUGACCCAAUUCUUGAAGAGAUACCCGAGCCAAAUAAUCAGGAAGAGCCACAAAUUGAACUGCCCAUUGAACCAAUUAGGACAUCAACACCAGCUCCUACAACACUCACUCAUACAGAUUCAAAGGCAGGCUGCAGCCACUGGACAAAUGAUCAGUCUAAUUCAUUAACUAGUCAAAUUAAUCAAGAUGCAGAGAACAAUACUUUGAGUAAAUUCAGCACAGCAGAACUGGUUGAUGAACUGCAAAGAAGAGCCCCUUCAGGUAUGAAGUACACCAUCACUUUGGAGUUAAAACCUACUGAAACCACUCUGGAGGAGGUGCUCCAUGCCCGUUGUCGAAGUGCUACCCCAGUUAUGAAACGUAGAAGAGUAAUACCUAUGAAAGGACAGGUUAUUACCAAUGAAGAGUGCUUAAAAGAGAUCAAGAGUAAAGAGGAGAAUAAAAUGCAAACAGCUAAGCAAAACAAAAAGACAAAGCAGCCCCCAAAGAAAAAGAAUGUUGAAGUUUCAGACACAGAUUCCACAACUGUAUCCACUGAGGAAAUGGAUGAUGGCAACACUUCCAGUGAUAUCUCGCUGUCUGACCUGCUGCCUCCUAUGACCCCAGAAGCUACAGAUGAAGUCAAUGAACAAGAGAAUGCUGGCACUAAUCAUGAUAUGAUGCCUAAGCUGAGUGAUGAUUCUGUGAACAAAUAUUAUGCUGUAUUUUACACUGAUCCCAAGUUAAAAUAUUAUUGGGGUAAGGUGACAAAGACCUUUACAAAUGACGAUGACGACGAUGACAUUGAAAAGGUGGAAGUUGACUUCCUUCACCAAAAGGCAUUUAGUAGUAACCCACAUGACUGGACAUGGUGCGAAAGACCAGUAAAAGACAUUGAAGUAUUAGAGUCACAGUAUAUAUUUUAUGGACCUGUUCUCCCAGAAAUCAAAAAAGGAGUUUUCAUUUUCCUUGAUGUAGAGGCAAAUGCCUGUCUUCUUCGUCUUAAAAAGGAAGGGCUCUGUUAAUUAAUUUUAUUAACAGAAUGGAUCUGACCUAGUACUAGGGUCAUUAUUUACCCUAUUCAUUUUUUCCCCACGUGAUUUUUUUUACCCCAAAAUGGUAAUUUUUUUCCCUACAGGCAAAUUUGCCAAAUUUUUCAAAUAAUUCAGUUUGUUUAGUGAUUCUUAGAGAAAAUUCAUCUCUAUGAACUCUAUUAGAAUCCAAUGUAAUUAAAAUUUAGAGAAGUUUCAGCCCUUUUAUUUUUUGCCCCUCACAAUUCAUUUCUUACCCCAUUUGGGGGCAACAAAUGAUUAUGUCUUUUUCAGUUAUUAAGAAAAAAAUAUAAAGAUUAGAACAAAAAAGUGUACAACAUUGAAAGCACAACAGGAUUACAUAUCUUAUGGUGUAUUUGUUUUUUUUCUAAGGCAAGUAUUAUGGGCUACAGGAUGAUGUUAAUGAAAACUUUCAUUUAUUCCCCCGA
This is a messenger RNA of Penaeus monodon (black tiger shrimp), 2663 nucleotides long. RefSeq lists its product as uncharacterized. The coding region runs from base 418 to 2208 and encodes 596 amino acids. The record is from RefSeq and is a predicted model, not a curated record. NCBI's taxonomy places the organism in Eukaryota, Metazoa, Arthropoda, Malacostraca, Decapoda, Penaeidae. The transcript has 2 exons. Gene Ontology annotation, cellular component: nucleus. Gene Ontology annotation, molecular function: DNA binding.